Molecule: messenger RNA, 318 nt
Organism: Eimeria necatrix
Lineage: Eukaryota; Apicomplexa; Conoidasida; Eucoccidiorida; Eimeriidae
Exons: 1
Coding region: 1-318 (105 amino acids)
Source: RefSeq, a predicted model, not a curated record
AUGAUGCAGCAGCAGCAGCAUAUGCAGCUGCAACACAUGAUGCAGCAGCAGCAGCAUAUGCAGCUGCAGCAGCAGCAUAUGAUGCAGCAGCAGCAGCAUAUGCAGCUGCAGCAGCAGCACAUGCUGCAGCAGCUGCUGCAGCAGCAGCACAUGCUGCAGCAGCAGCUGCAGCAGCAGCAGCAGCAGCAGCAGCAGCAAGUUACCUCGCAGACGAAGCUGAAGAUAAGAGACACCGCAGAAAGUCCCUCCAUGGAUUCGUUUUUGUACCAAAACUGCAUAUCUGAAAAAACAAAAAUAAAAAAUAAAAAUCAAAUUUAA